GCUACGGCUCAGCAGAAUUAAGCGCAGCCGGAGCCGGCCCCCCAGCAGGGAUCAUGCACCCACAGCAGGCAAGGGCCCUUCCCCCACCGGCGCCACACGCGGCCCCCGGCGCCUGGCCGGCUCCACCCCGCUACCGGCCCCAGCCCCGAGACGCCCGGCCCCACGGCCCCCUCACGGCAGCAAGGGGCCACCCUAAGCGAUACCACCCCCAGCCCGGCCCUAGCAGCGUCCGAGCGGCGGCAGGAGAAGAAGAAGAGUCCGUCGAGCAAGAGCAAGGAGAAGGCAAGGUCGAGGCUCAGCUGCGCGUCGCUGCGGGCAGGGCCAUGCCGGCUGCGGCGCACAGGCAGGAGCAGGCAGCGGCCAUGUCCCGGCGCUCUCCCCUCUUCGCAGCCGCACCGCUUCCGGGUUACGGGCGCGGAGCGGGGCCGCCCGCCGCAGGUGCCAGCGGGGACGAGGCGGGUGCCCGGCACUGCCCACGGCGCCCGGCGCGGCUCGCGGCCGCCCCCUAGGCGUGGCGCCGGGGCGCCGAGCAGACCAGUUCCUGCACAGUGGGUGACUCCUGAAGAAAGGUGACAUUUGCCAGAGCCUUGCAGAACAAAGUGAAGACAGGAGCAGGAGGGAGUGACUGAAAUGGAAAUCGCUUUGGAGGACAAGGACAGCAAAUAAGAAAAAGGAGCUCCUGAAUACUGCUGCCAUCAUGGCAAACUGAAAACAGCAACCACGAGUUUGUAGCUCAAGAAAGUAAAGCAGUCAGGACUCAAACUGAGCACUCCUUCAGCCUGUGUCCUACAGCCCAAGCUGCUGAGAGAGGCCUGUAAUGCACAAGCGAAAACCGAGAAUUUUUA
Messenger RNA from Dryobates pubescens (Downy woodpecker), 845 nucleotides. RefSeq names its product potassium/sodium hyperpolarization-activated cyclic nucleotide-gated channel 2-like. The coding region runs from base 54 to 509 and encodes 151 amino acids. The transcript has 2 exons. The record is from RefSeq and is a predicted model, not a curated record. Lineage: Eukaryota; Metazoa; Chordata; Aves; Piciformes; Picidae.